AUGAGGCGCUCAAGAAAAGAUCAGAAAUCAGGAUCAUGGAGACAUAUGGAAAUUAAUAAGGAACGUUUACAAAAAUUUAAAAACUCACCAUGCAAACAACUUCAUUAUCGGUCGAAUUCAUUUAGUGCAAUCGGUUGUCGACAAACUGAACAAAUGGCUGGAUCAAUAAAAUUAUUUUACUUAUAUGAAGAUAAUAAUUGUUCAAACAUCAUCAAUAACGGGAACAAUUCUGGAGAAAAGGAGAAGCUAUCAAAAAUCGAAUGCGGAACAGAUGAAAUAUUUCUUAGUUUCAUUGAUUAUCCUACUGGACAUGUAAAGCUCAAAAAUUUGAACAGCUGGGAUUUCAAUAUUUUUCAUAUUCGAAAAAUAAGCUGCAAUUACACAGUUCGUGAAAUCGGUUUACAAAUUUUGGACGAAUAUGACUUAUUCCGAAAAUUGAAAUUAAAUUAUUUCAUGAUGGCUAGGAUAUUUACUGCUAUUGAAGCUGUUUAUCACAAUUACAAUCCCUAUCACACAGCGCUGCAUGCCGCCGAUGUCCUUCAAGCGGUUCAUUGUUUCAUAUCUCGAACUAAACUAUCUUCUAUUCUGAAUCCAUCAGAGAUAUUUGGUGUUCUACUGGCUGCUGCUUUUCACGAUGCAGACCACCCCGGUGUUAAUCAGUCAUAUCUAGAGAAGACGGGAAGUUUUUUAGUUGAUUUACAUAAAUCUGUGUCAGUGCUGGAAAAACACCAUAUUAAAGUUGGUUUGUGCGCUCUCAGAGAAAGUGGACUUUCCGAGUGUUUGGAACAGGAAGAUUGGAAAACUUUUCGAGACUGUUUUGUGCAAGUAAUUCUGGCUACUGAUAUCUCAUAUCAAGGAGUAUAUCGAAAACAAUUUGCGGAGUUAACCAAAUCUUGUACAGUUAAUAAAUCAGGACCAUUUACUCAGUCUGAAAGAAUUCUACUUAUGCAGAUGGCUUUAAAAUGUGCCGAUAUAAGUAAUCCAUGUCGCAAUUGGCCAAUAUGUGAAGAAUGGGCAAAACGUGUUUGCACUGAGUUGUUCUGUCAGGGUGAUAGAGAACGCUAUCAAUGGUCACUACAACCUAUACCAGUUAUGGAUCGAACUAAAUUCACUAUACAGCGAUUACAAAUCGGGUUUGUCAGAGAUAUGGUGAAACCAUUGUUUACACUUUGGCACGAAUUUUUACAAAGUGAUCUGACAAUGAUAGUUUUGCAAUACUUAGAUGAAAAUUUGAAACUAUGGCUUGACCAAAUGUCUGGCGUAGAAGUGAAAUGUCCAGCUACAUUCUAUCGUCUUGGUUCAUUAGAUAGUCAUUCAUCAUUGGACUUAAAAGAUAUGCAGCUUGUUUCAUCUUCUAAUGGUGAAAGUGAUGAGCAAGGAGACGAUGAUGAACUAGAGAUAUCGAAUGAAAAGGCCAAAGAGGAUCUACAUCAAUCAUAUAUCGCUUCCGUUCAUGCCACCAAUCAACCUGUUGAAAAUUUCAACACGCAAUACGAAGCAGUGGAUUCAGAUGACUAUUCUCCUCCAUCAAAUUUACAACAAACUGUUUUUAUAACAACACGUGUCAUCCGUAGACAUUCAUUGCCAGAAACUCAGUUGGCAAUCAGAAAAACAUUCAACUUCUCACUAUCGAAUAAACCGAGUAAUGUUGUUGUGCUAAAAAGUGACCCACAAACUAUUGUGCAGACAAAGUCACCAACUACACUGUCAUUCACCUCAACCAAUAAUAAUAAUAACAACAACAAUAAUAGCAAUAAAGAUAAUGACACUAAUAAUGAUAAUGGUAGUAACAAUCUCCUGCCAGCUCUUAGUAGGAUGAAAAUUCAGUCACCUGCUCUUAAAACACUAAUAACAUCUGGUACACCGUCAGCGAAUAUCUUACAAAUGCUGUGUGAAGAAGUAAUUAAUAAUACGUCGAAAUGCCUACCUGUCUCCAAUACAGAUGUCCGUUCAGUGCAAAAGUCAUUACGUCUUAAGGAUAGUAAAUUAGAACAGAAAACAUUGGACUUUAAUAGUGAACAUUCCUUUUUACGAUUCGCCGCUCUUGCUCAUCGCCGAAGUAGUGCACCAAUUACAGAACACUGA
Molecule: messenger RNA, 2085 nt
Organism: Trichobilharzia szidati
Lineage: Eukaryota; Metazoa; Platyhelminthes; Trematoda; Strigeidida; Schistosomatidae
Source: the annotation of a GenBank genome assembly